This is a messenger RNA of Nematocida major, 2187 nucleotides long. RefSeq lists its product as uncharacterized. NCBI's taxonomy places the organism in Eukaryota, Fungi, Microsporidia. The record is from RefSeq and is a predicted model, not a curated record. Bases 1 to 2187 code for a protein of 728 amino acids. The transcript has a single exon.
AUGAAAAAAAACAGACACAUCAACUUAGAUGUGGAUACACUGAAGCACGAGCUACAGCAAGAGACAGCAACCCCUAAAGCAACAGACUCACCCGUAGUCUUUGCAGUGCUUUCUUCCCGCAUAAAAAACUCCCUCGAGGACGUCCCAGAGGAAAAGCGUGCUGAAGUCAGUGCGCUAGUGGACGCUUUCCUGCAGGAAAACCUUAAAAACACAUUCAGCACGAUAAUUAAUACACAGUGUGCAGCAAUUCCUGAAACAAUCAAAAUACUCACGAAAGAAGCCGCAUACGAAGACUCUCCCGAACUCUCACGAGAACUCUUCAAUCUAAGCAGAGAAAUACGCGCUUUCAUUAGACAGCAGGAGAUCGAAUACAGAAACUUCUCUAUGCAAACUGUCAGAAAAAAGAUCAAACUGUAUAAUUACUGCAAGGAAGCCCAGCAAUACACCAUUUCCCGCUGCACGGAGAUACUCCAGAACAAAACAAUAGAAAAAUUCGACAAGACCAAGCUCGAACGUGCCCUUGCCCAGGAAGCUGAAGCAUUAGAAGUCUUCGAUCAGGGCUUAAACAGACUCCUGAAGAAAGAGGAAGAAGACAUAUCUGCUCUAGAAAAGGCUAUGGAGAAACAGGAUAUAUUGUGUGCUGAAGAAAAUAUUUUAGAUUUAGAAAAGUACGCUUUAGAUCGGAUAGUUGAGAAGUUUAGAGCGUACUGUUCUAAUGACAGGCUAAGACCUAACGUAUAUUUUUACCUGAAAGAAUUAACGGAUGAAAACAGCAAGUAUAUACAAUCAGACCAGAUAGAGUUUUUGGAGAAGUACAGGCUAAAUAGCAAGUCUAUUUUCUCUGUUAGAGGGAUGGCUAAGUAUCUAUGCGCAGUAGAACCGAAGUGCUUAAGUGUGGGAGAGACCAUGUUUGAGUGUGCGAAGAAAAUGAAUGAUAUGGCUCAGCGUUUGCUACAGUUUGCGCGUAUACAAUUUGCAGAUGCAAUAUUCCAGAAUUCAGUCAGUGCGGCUAUGAGUAUAUUCCGGACUGCUAAAAUGAAGAUGAAAGAAGACUUGCAAGAACCUGAAAAAACAGAAAUGGAAGAGUUUUUGAAGGUUCUGGUGGAAUUAUAUCGCGGGAUAGACUCGAUUCGGACCACAGCCUUCAAAGAACUGAACAUGAUCGAGGACACCUUGAAAAUAGACCAUAUACUGGAGAUACUGUCAGAUACUCGCGUGAGAAACAAAUUUGCGCGCUUUAACGAUGAUUUUAGGAAAAUACUGGAUAAAUUUCCAAAUGGGGAGAUAAAAUCAGGUUAUGAAAAGGCUUUUUAUGCUCUGAAAAACCAUCCACGCACAAAACACGAAACGGCAAAGCAGAUGCACGACAACGCCAUGGAGGCAGAAGAGCAUCUUACACGGCUGCGGGGAGUUGAUGAAGGAACAACCAUGAAAGACUGUGAUCUUAGGGUUGCAGCGUAUGAAAAAUUUGCACGGGAAACGGAAAUACCUGAUUCGGGUUAUUCAGGUGCUAUCGAGAACAUGCCGCCUGAAAGCCUGGAAGAUGGAGUUACUCCGCGUGAGGUCAAAGCCAUGCUCUCAAAUAUGAACAUACUCCAUGACAUAUGCACUGAAGAGCUGGAAGAUGAGACCAAGUCUGAGUCUGAGAAAGUAGAAUUGAAGAAAAGUCUAUCGGAAACUGAAGAAAAGAUACGGAUUCUUAACCAGAAACUUCGUUCAUUUGCAUGUUUAAGCGAGGAAAUAGUUCAAGAAAACGAGUGUCUCCGUUACGCUUAUCUGUAUAAGUAUAAGAAUGAGUGUCUUAAGCACAUAUUCACACUCCAGAAGGAGGCAGAGGAGGAAAUGGUCACACUGGCUAGGGAAGUUAUGCGGAAAAUUGAAGAGACCCCGAAUAACCCAGAAUUUAACGAAAAAGUGGAACAAAUGCUUGAAGAAAUCAUUGAGGAAGAGCCCCACUGUCUGUUGAUUCCGGAGUUUAUCGUUGAAAACGAAUACUUUUGGGAGGAACUGCCAAAGAUGGUAGAUCAGCUUGACAAGAAGAUAGCUGAAACUUUGGGGGAAAGUUCGGGCGAGAGAUCGGGUGUAAAACGCAAGUACCACCUUACGCUUCAAAAUUCGAUCUUUAUGCUUUUCUUCAUAUUUAUGCUCCUGUCGCUGGGCCUGGUAUGCAAUUCGGAAUUUGCGUGA